Aedes aegypti (yellow fever mosquito) is the source of this 1134-nucleotide messenger RNA. RefSeq names its product syntaxin-8. The record is from RefSeq and is a predicted model, not a curated record. Lineage: Eukaryota; Metazoa; Arthropoda; Insecta; Diptera; Culicidae. Gene Ontology annotation, biological process: intracellular protein transport; vesicle fusion. Gene Ontology annotation, molecular function: SNARE binding; SNAP receptor activity. Bases 179 to 892 code for a protein of 237 amino acids. The transcript has 3 exons. Gene Ontology annotation, cellular component: endomembrane system; SNARE complex.
UAUGCACUCGCACUGCACUUUGUUUUUGUGUUCGCUCUGCCUGGCACUGAUCAGGAUUUGCUUGCAUCCUUAUCAGUUUAUUUUUCCGAUAUCAAGUUUUCGCAAUUACUCACCCCAUACGCAGUAUUGGUUUUUCGUUAAUUAAGCCGUAAAUUCGACCUGAUUGGGAAUUCUAGCAAUGGCCCUGAUCAACAUAGAUGGCGAUCCAUGGCUCAGCGAUCUGGAUGCGUGCGAACGAUUGAGCAACGAAAUCCAGUCCCAUCUGGUGGCCCGGAAUCGCCAGGGUCAGCUCUCCCCCGAAUAUUCCUCCAUUUCCGGCCAGGUGCGGGUGCGGCUAAAGCAGUUCGGUUCCGAGCUGGAACAGUUGAACAAAAAGCUACGCUACAUAUCCAGUUCGCUCACAUCGGCCGAAGCUGAACGACGCCAGCGACUGGUCGAGGCCCUCCAAUCCAAGCACGUCCAGCUUCAGAAACAGUUCAGCACCGUGGAAGCAUCGGUCGAACGGGCCAGUCUCUUUGCUACCGGAAGCAAUCGACUGUUCGACGACGACGACGACGAUCCGGCGCUGAUCCGGCCAGAGUCCAGCUAUACGGUGAACGAUUUACGAGCCCAGCAAACGCGAAUACUGGAGGAUCAGAACGAGGGCCUGGAAGCGCUGUCCAAGGUCAUAUCGCGCCAGAAAGUGCUGGCCUCGCAGAUCGGAAAUGAAGUGGAUCGACACAAUGAAAUUUUGGAUGAUAUAGCAGACACAAUGGAAACCACUGAUUCUCGAUUGAAUCGAGAAACGCGUCAGAUUGGCGUCGUCACGGAACAGGAUUCCUCAACGCGUGGCUAUUGGGUAAUAAUCGGAGUGCUAGCUUUGGCCAUUGUGCUGGUGUCGAUUUUACUUUAGCGAACGACUUGUUGGAAUCAAAUCUGGAAUUUGUCCUCGAGCUUGGACAAUAAUUCUUUUUUACUAUCUAUAAAUCACAUGUUAAUGGAAAGUUUAUAUUUACUCUAAUUACUACUACCUACUUAUGCAGAUAAAUUUUAAUUUGAAGCGUCUGAUCUGAUGCAUGUUAUAUUUGUAAGAAAACAUAACUUGGCCUUAGGUGUGCACCUAUGGAAAAAAUAUAAACCAAAUAUCAUUUCAAA